UCUUUGUUUCUUUCUCCUUUGCAUACACUGCAAUGUCCUGUCUCUUCCUUGCUCCUGGUAAUUUGCAACUACCCGGAGCUGAAUUGCUGAAUGAACAAUGCUUGCUUUCAGUGAUUAGGAAAAACUCUAGAGGGACUUUUGGGUUAAAUUUAUCUCCGUGUCUCAGGGCUCAUUUCUGCAAAUCCUUAUUCAUGUGGGCCCCGAUUUAGCAAGGCACUUAAACUUAAAAUGUAAGCUUCUGCUUAGAGUCCCUGGAAUGUGAUAAAUGCUUAAGUGCUGGUUUGAAUGAGAGCCAUUGGUAAUUGCUCUGAUUAGCUGCAGGAGGGAAUGCUCAUGUAUAUGAGUAAGAGUUUCCUUAGUUUUUUAACUUGUUGAACAAUCCCUCUGUUUUACCCCAGUUCAGACAACUAGAAAUGUAUCUCUGAAUCUUCCUAAGUCCCUGCAAAGGCUCUGCAGUUAAGAAGUAUUCCUCUGCAGCGCUUGCAACAGAAACUUUGCAGGACCAUGCUUGUGUGAGAACUCCAAUGUGAAACUGACUUAAAGCAUAUAAGGGGAAGCUGAAGGGAAGCCAACCAGCCUGCUUGUCACGUUCAUGCAGCAAGGGACAAAAGAGUGGGACAGGAGGGCCCUACCCCGUGGAGACACGGCCCCCUCGGCUUUGGAAUGACAGGACGGACGAACGGCCACCUUGCCAGUCUGCAGCGCUAGUUUAGGACCUGGGAAACUGAGCCAGCAUGUGAACACAUGGCAGACUCGGGAAAUGUUUGCCGCUCGUGUGAGGGUAACAGACAGCACCAAAGAUGUCGUGUUCUCUCUGCAUGGGGGAGAGAUGUGAACUGUGAGCUCCUGUCUACCCGUCUGGUUGCUGUGCAAGGAUGGAAGAUCCUUGCAGGGCUGGCACUAGUUCUGGGGAUGGCGUGGUACUCCAUAUCCCGGGAAGAAAGGUACUUACAUCUUUUUCCUUUCCCCGUGCAAGAUGACAGCAUGCUGUGUCCCCCAGGCGAGGUGGAAAAGAAAGCCACGCUGCUCCUAGGAAAUUACACACGGGAUCACCCGCUGUUUUUACAGCUCAACAAUUACUUUUGGGUGAAGACCCCAUCGCCGUAUGAGCUGCCGUACGGGACUAAAGGAAGCGAAGACUCUCUCCUCCGGGUGCUAGCGAUCACCAGCUACUCGGUGCCCCAGAGCCUCCAAAGCAUGAAGUGCCGGCGAUGUGCCGUGGUGGGGAAUGGACUCCGGCUCCUAAACAGCUCCUUGGGGGAAGCAAUCAACAAGUACGACGUGGUGAUCAGGUUGAACAACGCGCCAGUUCACAGGUACGAGGCAGACGUGGGCUCCAAGACCACCAUGCGCCUGUUCUACCCAGAGUCCGCGCACUUCGACCCCAAACGGGAAAACAACCCGGAUACGCUGCUGGUGCUGGUGCCAUUCAAACCCAUGGAUUUCCUCUGGCUGGAGACGAUCCUCAACGACAAGAAGCGAGUGCACAAGGGGUUCUGGAAGCAGCCCCCUUUAAUCUGGGAUGCCAAUCCCGAGCAAGUUCGAAUUCUGAACCCUUAUUUUAUGGAAAUAACUGCUGCUAAACUGCUUAAUCUUCCCAUGAAGCAGCUGCGGAAGGUUAAACAGAAACCGACAACGGGAUUAUUAGCCAUCACCUUGGCGUUGCACUUCUGUGACCUGGUACAUAUUGCAGGCUUCGGCUACCCCGAUUCUGCUAAUAAGAAACAGACAAUACACUACUAUGAGCAAAUCACCCUGAAGUCCAUGGUUGCUUCCGAGCACAAUAUCUCCCAAGAGACACAAGCAAUAAAAAAGAUGCUUGAUUUAGGCAUCAUCAAGAACCUGACGUACUUCUGAUGGGACACGGACUGGAACUUCCCCACCGUUGCCUUGGCGUCUGCCGUGGCUGCCGAUAUUCACUGGCCCCGAGAUGCCACUGCUUUGCCACAGGGCCCCAAUGGGGCUCCGUGCUCGUGGCGGGGCUGACUGCUGGGGACAGCGCUGGCCCUGGAGGAGGCAGGCGGGGGAGAGGGCUGCAGAGUCCCCUCCACCCAGGCUGACGUGGCGUUUGCCUGUAUCGUGUCAACUCGGAAGCAGAGCACUGAAAUCCAUGCCCUUAUGUUGUGGCUGGAUCCUUUUGCGGCCAAGCUAGCGCUGACUUGCCGGCCGUUCAGGCAGCGCAGUGGGGGCAACCCUUGUGGCUUGCUGUUGCACCCAUCUCUGCCCCUCCCGCUCCAUGGGGGGCACUGGGGCCGUGUGCCACACUGUUGGACUGAACCUGUGCAGCUGAAGGACUGUCGACUUCUCGCCCGUUUGGUUGGUUCUCUGAGACUGAAGGGGGGUCUCUUGUGGUGGUGCGAGCCAGCUCUGGGGGGUGCAGCACAUGGGAAUGCUGCUGAAGGUGGAAGCCUUUUAAAAAUGUAUUUUGGGGGGAGGGCACUCUGCGGUAUUAUGCUGGUGGAUUUUUACACUGGCCUCCCCCAAGCUGCUUCCCAGCAGGCAUGGGGAGCUAGCGAGCCAAGUGGGACCAGGCGGCAGAGUGGAGGGAAUGUUAAAUUAUUCUUCGCUGACAGAGCAGAGAUGCCUCCCCCUACCUCAGGCAGUGAGGAGGAGUGUGAAUCCGUUCUGGAGGACGACGGCCCCUCAGGGAGGGCCUAGCGUGGGGAGCUAAGAGUUUGGGCUGGAGGCAGAACCAGGCUGCUUCAGUGCCACCUCAGCCGGGGGGUGAGAUCGGUCUGGGAACGGCCUCCCCUCGGUCGCACGUUCUGACCCGAAGUAGGAAUAAAUAGGGGUUUGUCUUCCUUUUUUAAAACUGUGGAUCAACUUCGUCUCCCCCUCGAUGGCAGGGGUGUUUCCUGGAGGGGAGGAAGGGGCAAAGGCGGCAGAUACCACCUUGGGUGGCAGAGGAACGCCCCUCUGGGGAGGCUGGUCCCCAGUCCUGUCCCUUCUGCCCAAGCCCCCCAUUCCAGCCGCUCCCUCCCUCACUGGAGCCCCGUCCGCCCCCUCCAACUGCUGCUAGAGGAGCCAGAGCCAAACUGUCCUGACCCCGGGGUUGCCAGCCCGCGUAAGCUCCUGCCACCAGCCUGAGCUGAGCCGGGAAGGAGGGAGCCCCGGCCACGAGGUGGAGUGUGGGGUCGGGCGCGGCGUUGGCCUCCCUGGCCUAUUACGCCCGCUGCCCGGGGUACCUCACAGGUUGCCAAGCUGCUCCUGCUCCCAGCCAACGUUUCUGGGCCCCAAACUGGCAGGCUCCGACGAGAGGCCAGUCCAUGGCCAGCCCCAGCUGCCUUCUCAGCUGAGAUCGCGCUGGGCCCCUGAGGUGGGGCUGGGCCAUGCCUGCUGCUAACACCCGGCUCUCAGAGAGGGAGAAGGGGAGGUUCUUCUUGGUACUGAUCCCGGGGGCUCGGCCUGGGAGGAGGGGCGGGGGGCAAGCAGAAUCUCCCGAGCAGGCAGGGCUCGGGCUCAAUGCUAGUUAAUUUAACGAACUAAUUUAAAGGCUUGUUCAUCUGAGCAGUGCUGGUGUCCAUUGCACAGCGAGUGUGACGCGAAUGGCCGUGUGGGGCGGGUAAGGAGCCGUGCUUCUCCGGGGGGGGGGG
Molecule: messenger RNA, 3593 nt
Organism: Pelodiscus sinensis (Chinese soft-shelled turtle)
Lineage: Eukaryota; Metazoa; Chordata; Testudines; Trionychidae
Gene: ST3GAL4
Product: ST3 beta-galactoside alpha-2,3-sialyltransferase 4
Biological process (GO): glycolipid biosynthetic process
Molecular function (GO): beta-galactoside (CMP) alpha-2,3-sialyltransferase activity; beta-D-galactosyl-(1->3)-N-acetyl-beta-D-galactosaminide alpha-2,3- sialyltransferase activity
Source: RefSeq, a predicted model, not a curated record